Effrenium voratum is the source of this 1386-nucleotide messenger RNA. The record is from the annotation of a GenBank genome assembly. Lineage: Eukaryota; Dinophyceae; Suessiales; Symbiodiniaceae.
AUGAUCGGGCUCGGUUCCAUCGGCAAAGGGACGCUGCCGCUGAUCGAACGUCACUUCAAUUUCGACAAGUCACGCUUUUCGGUGAUUGAUCCUGUCGACACGGAUGCAAAACUUGUGACGGAUCGGGGCUACAAAUUCCAUAAAGUUGCACUGACACCGGACAACUUCAAGGACAUCCUGACGCCUCUGGUUACCGAGGGGGAGGGGCAGGGCUUCGUUGUGAACCUGUCGGUCGACACCUCUUCGCUUGAUCUCAUGAAACUGUGCCGGAAACUCGGUGUCCUCUACAUCGACACCGUCGUUGAGCCCUGGCUCGGAUUCUACUUUGAUGAAAAUGCUCCGGCCGCCGAUCGCACGAACUACGCAUUGCGCGAAACUGUCCGCAAGGAAAAGAAGAAGAAGCCUGGCGGCACGACGGCUGUCUCCUGCUGCGGCGCAAAUCCGGGCAUGGUGUCCUGGUUCGUCAAGAAAGCGCUUGUCGACGUGGCCACUGAAACCGGCAUCAAGUUCAAGGAGCCAGCCGACCGCAAGGGUUGGGCGAAGCUGAUGAAGAAGGUCGGCGUCAAGGGCAUCCACAUUGCCGAGCGCGAUACGCAACGGGCCAAGGAGCCGAAGCCGCCGAACGUGUUCUGGAACACCUGGUCCGUCGAAGGCUUUCUGUCCGAAGGCUUCCAGCCCUCCGAGCUCGGCUGGGGUACGCACGAGAAGUGGAAACCGGCAAACGCCAAGAGCCACAAGAAGGGCUGCAAUGCGGCGAUCUAUCUCGAGCAGCCAGGGGCCAACACGCGGGUGCGCACAUGGUGCCCGACACCCGGGGCGCAGUUCGGUUUCCUCGUGACCCACAACGAGGCCAUUUCGAUUGCCGAUUUCUUUACGCUGGAGGACGGCAAGAAGGUCACCUACAGGCCGACCUGCCACUAUGCCUAUCACCCGGCCAACGACGCGGUUCUUUCCCUGCAUGAGCUUUUCGGUGCAGCAGGCAAGGUACAGGACAAGCUUCAUGUUCUGGAGGAAGAUGAAAUCCGCGACGGUAUCGAUGAGCUCGGCGUUCUUCUCUAUGGUCACAAGAAAAACGCUUACUGGUACGGCUCCCAGCUCUCCGUCGAGGAAACCCGCAAACUGGCACCCUAUCAGAAUGCGACCGGUCUACAGGUAACGUCGGCGGUCAUUGCGGGAAUGGUCUGGGCGCUGGAGAACCCGGAAGCGGGCAUCGUUGAGACCGACGAGAUGGACUACAGGCGCUGCCUUGAAAUCCAGUUGCCUUAUCUCGGGCCGGUCAAGGGCUAUUAUACCGACUGGACACCCUUGGAGGGGCGGCCGGGCUUCUUCAAGGAAGACCUGGACAAGAAGGAUCCCUGGCAGUUCAGGAAUAUCCUGGUUCGGUAA